UAAUUUAUGGAAUGCCAUUGCAAUAACAGUAUGAAUUGUGAAGAAAAAGAGAAAGAAAUUCCUUCUUGUUGUUUGAAGGCUAAGAUUUCAGCAGCUGAACUUGAAUCAAAGUGUCAUUCUACUGUUGUAUCUGGAUGGUUCUCAGAAUCUCAGACUCUCUCUGGUAAGGCUAUUUAUUUCAACAAUCCAAUGUGGCCAGGAGAAGCCCAUUCAAUCAAAGUAGAAAAUGUAUUGUUCAAGGAAAAAUCUUUGUUCCAAGAGGUUUUGGUUUUUGAGUCAUUAACAUAUGGAAAAGUGCUUGUUCUGGAUGGGAUUGUUCAGUUGACUGAGAAAGAUGAAUGUGCUUACCAAGAGAUGAUAACUCAUCUUCCUCUUUGUUCAAUUCAGUCCCCAAAAACAGUUUUAGUUGUUGGUGGUGGAGAUGGUGGAGUUCUGAGGGAAAUAUGCCGCCACAGUUCUGUUACUCAUGUUGAUAUUUGUGAGAUAGAUCAAAUGGUUAUUGAUGUUUCUAAGAAGUAUUUUCCAGAGUUAGCUAUAGGAUUUGAAGAUCCUAGAGUGCAUCUGCAUGUUGGUGAUGCUAUUGAAUUUUUGAAAUUUACCUCCGAAGGAAAGUAUGAUGCUAUAAUUGUUGAUUCAUCUGAUCCAGUAGGUCCUGCUCAGGAACUUGUAGAGAAGCCAUUUUUUGUGACACUAGCAAAUGCAUUAAGGGCUGGUGGAGUGCUAUGUAAUAUGGCUGAAAGUAUGUGGCUUCAUACUCACCUUAUUCAAGAUUUGAUCUCCAUUUGUCAACAAACAUUUGCUUCUGUACGUUAUGCAUGGACAACUGUUCCAACAUAUCCAAGUGGUCUGAUAGGCUUUAUCCUAUGCUCAAAAGAGGGACCAGAUGUUGAUUUUGUUAACCCCAUCAAUCCUAUUGAAAAAGUUGAAGGCGCUUCUGAGCACAUAAGAGAACUUAUGUUCUAUAAUUCAGAGAUGCACAAAGCUGCAUUUGCUUUGCCAGCAUUUUUGAAGAGGGAGGUGAGAUUGCUCCGUGACACUGCAUCAGCAACACAUUGCAAUGGAUGCUAAUUUGCAUUAAUUUUUAGGCCCUCAAUUCUCUGUAUGGGAAAAAACAUUAGAACUAGGGAUGAUUGCUGUCUAAACCAGAUCCGAUAUGAAUAUAAUUUGGUCACUUUAUUGCUUUUGA
Cicer arietinum (chickpea) is the source of this 1186-nucleotide messenger RNA. RefSeq names its product spermine synthase-like. Gene Ontology annotation, biological process: spermidine biosynthetic process. NCBI's taxonomy places the organism in Eukaryota, Viridiplantae, Streptophyta, Magnoliopsida, Fabales, Fabaceae. Gene Ontology annotation, molecular function: spermidine synthase activity. Gene Ontology annotation, cellular component: cytosol. The record is from RefSeq and is a predicted model, not a curated record.